UAAAAGGCCAGCACAAAUGUGAGCACAGCCCCAUUUAACCAUGAGAGCAGUUGUGCUCGCUCUGUCUCUAGCCCUAGUGGCUGGACAAGCUUCCAACCAUGGUGCAACUGUGUUUCCUGAAUUUUCUGCUGGCAAAACGUAUGUGUAUAUGUAUGAGAUGUCCGUCAUUAACGGUCUACCCGAGGAGGGUUUGGCAAGAGCUAAGAUGAACGCCAGCUGCAAAUUUCUCAUAAGUGCAUUUGACAAAAACACAUACAUGUUAAAGGUUGAGGAUGUGAUGAUGCAAGAGUUCACUGGCUUUUGGCCAAAGGAACAUGCAGAAUCAAUUGGGAAUAUUCCUAAAGCAUUUACACCAGAGUUCAAUAUUCCCAUCAAGUUUGAAUACAGCAAUGGUGUUGUAGGAAAAGUUUAUGCCCCCGAAGGAGUCUCAGAUUUGGUCCUGAACUUCUACAGAGCCGUCCUUAACAUCAUUCAGCUUAACAUCAAGAAGACACACAACGUUUAUGAUCUCCAGGAGACUGGAAUUCAAGGCGUGUGCAAGACCCUCUACUCUGUUAAUGAAGAUGUAAAGGCUGAACGCAUUCACCUGACUAAAACCAGGGACAUGAACCACUGUCAGGAAAGGGUCUAUAGAGACAUGGGUUUGGCAUACACAGAGAAAUGCGACAAGUGCCAGCAGGAAUCCAAGAAUUUAAGAGGUUCAACAUCAUACAGAUACACCCUGAAACCAGUUCUUAGUGGUGUUAUGAUCCUGGAGGCAGAUGUAAAUGAGCUUAUCCAGUUCUCACCGUUCUCUGAGAGUUAUGGGGCUGCUCAAACAGAGACCAAACAAACCUUCGUCUUCCAAGAGAUUCAGGAUUCCUCCAUUGCACCAAUUUCUGCUGAGUAUCAUCACCGUGGAUCUCUCAAGUAUGAGUUCACUAAUGACUUUGAGUGGACACCACUUCAGCUUGUCAAUGUCACUGAUGAACAGGCACAGACAGAGGAGCUUCUGAAUCAUCUAGUUACCCAUAAUGCAGAGAAAGUCACUGAUCAUGCUCCUCUGAAAUAUUUGGAAUUGGUUGAGUUUUUACGUCUUGCCCGCUAUGAAGACCUGGAAGCAUUCUGGAGCAAGUACAGAGAUACGCCUUCUCACAGACUCUGGCUCUUGGAAGCUAUUCCAGCCACAGGAACGUCUGCUGCUCUCAGAUUCAUCAAGGAGAAAUUUACAUCUGAAGACUUAAGUGUUACUGAGGCAGUUAGAACCUUGGUUGCAGCUGUUCACAUGGUUACAGCAAACCCUGAAUCCAUCAAGCUGUUUGAGACCCUGACAGAAGACAGCAAACUCAACGCCAACCCAGUUCUACGUGAGAUCGUCUUCCUCGGAUACGGCACAAUGAUUUCCAAAUAUUGUGCAGAGUCAGAUGUCUGUCCUGUCGAAUAUAUAAAACCAAUUCAGAAGCGUCUCUCAGAGGCAGUUUCUAAGGGCGAAACAGAAGACAUCAUUUUGUAUGUGAAGGUUUUGGGAAAUGCAGGACACCCUAGUAGCCUCAAGUCAAUCACAAAGAUUAUGCCCAUUCACGGCACUGCUGCUGCUUCUCUGCCAAUCACAGUCCAUAUUGAAGCCAUCAUGGCUCUGAGGAACAUUGCAAAGAAAGAACCAAGAAUGGUUCAGGAACUGGCUCUUCAGCUCUACAUGGACAAGGCUCUUGACCCAGAGCUUCGUAUGCUUUCAUGCAUUGUGCUGUUUGAGACCAAUCCUUCAAUGGCGCUGAUUUCCACCCUUGCCAAUGCUGUUAAGUCAGAGGAGAAUUUGCAGGUUGCCAGCUUCACAUACUCUCACAUGAAGUCCCUGAGCAGGAGCGCUUCCAUGAUUCAUCCAUCAGUAGCUGCAGCUUGUAAUGUUGCCAUGAAGAUCCUGAGUCCAAAGCUGGACAGACUGAGCUUACGUUACAGCAAAGCUGUCUAUGGGGAAGCCUAUAGCAGCUCUUUUAUGCUUGGUGCUGCUGCUACCGCUUUCUACAUCAACGAUGCUGCUACAUUCCUGCCAAGAUCUGUUGUUGCCAAGACCAAAGCCUUCUUUGUUGGAGCUGCUGCUGAUGUUCUGGAGAUUGGAGUAAGAACUGAUGGACUUCAAGAGACCCUUCUGAAAAACCCUUCAGUUCUAAAAAGUGGUGACAGGAUCACCAAGAUGAAACGUGUUAUCAAGGCCCUUUCUCAGUGGAGGUCCUUGCCCAACAACAAACCCUUAGCUUCUUUCUAUAUCAAGCUUUUUGGACAAGAGAUUGCCUUUGCGAACAUCGAUAAACCCAUGGUUGAGCAGGCAAUUGCGCUAGCCAGUGGUCCCUCUGUUCAGGCUUUUGGUGUAAAAGCUCUGAAGACUCUUUUACUCUCUGGUGUCAGUUUCAACUAUACAAUGCCUGUGAUGUAUACUGAGAUGCGACGCGCAAUACCUACUGCUACUGGUAUUUCAGUGCAGCUCAGUCUUUUUUCUGCUGCUGUGGCUGGAGCUGUCGUUAAAAUCGAACCAACUCUGUUGCCACAUCUGCCUGAAGACUUUCCUCUCUCUCGCCUUCUGGAGACAGACAUCAAGCUUGAGACUGAAAUCAGACCCAGUUUUGCUAUGGACACCUAUGCUGUGAUGGGAAUUAACAAUCCUUUCUACCAUGCAAUCAUUGUGUCAAGAGCUAAAUUUAACUCAACUCUGCCCUCCAAAAUCUCCGCAAGACUUGACAUUAAAGAGGGUGACUUCAAGAUAGAAGUAAGAUGUCCCACUUAGAUUUUAUCAGAAAUGACAGUUUAUCAAAUGACCAGCUCUUCACUUCUUUUUACUUUAUAUCUCUUGUCUCCCUCUUGCCUCUGCAUUGCCACAUCCUCAAAACCACACUUUUCCCAUUUUCUGUAACUCAUUCCCUGUUCUUUUUUACUAUAUCAUCCUCCUUGUCCAUUUAGGUGAUAUGAUCUCCUCAAAUUUUCCAUAUCUUCCACAAACUGAUUAACAUCCUCUUUAUAAGAUCUGACACCUUCUUUGCUUUGUCCUUUUCCCAUUUUCAGUUAUUUAUGAUAACAAUUUUCAAAUACUCUUGAUUAUGAUUCAAACAACAGAAACGCCAGUCAUUCGCUUCUCAUUCAGACAUUCACAGCGGUGCAUUUCAUUCACAACAAUCCACCAGUCACACAACGCUUGCGCUUGUCCGGAGAUAAAAAUAAAAAUAAAAUGAAGGUCUUUAAGGAAACCAGUCAGGAAACCACAUCUGACAUGUGCGUAUUGAUCCUUAGGUCGCGAAGCACAACAAUGCCAGAACACAUCUGACAAAUUUCCACAACCACCUAGAAAAAUACCACGGUACCUGAUAGAGUCUAGAA
Molecule: messenger RNA, 3345 nt
Organism: Oryzias latipes (Japanese medaka)
Lineage: Eukaryota; Metazoa; Chordata; Actinopteri; Beloniformes; Adrianichthyidae
Product: vitellogenin-1-like
Biological process (GO): lipid transport; response to estradiol; cellular response to estrogen stimulus
Molecular function (GO): lipid carrier activity
Source: RefSeq, a predicted model, not a curated record